This is a messenger RNA of Hyposmocoma kahamanoa, 1211 nucleotides long. RefSeq lists its product as uncharacterized. Gene Ontology annotation, molecular function: oxidoreductase activity, acting on the CH-OH group of donors, NAD or NADP as acceptor. The transcript is spliced from 6 exons. The record is from RefSeq and is a predicted model, not a curated record. The coding region runs from base 45 to 1211 and encodes 388 amino acids. NCBI's taxonomy places the organism in Eukaryota, Metazoa, Arthropoda, Insecta, Lepidoptera, Cosmopterigidae.
AGCCAAGCGUUUUCUAAAUUUUGAGAUUUUUUAAAGUACCUACUAUGAAUUUUGAAUACGUGGAAUUACGUCUGCCCCUUCGAGUUAUCAUGGUGAAUCCAUUAUUGCCUGAAGCUCAAAUGUUUGCGCUAAAUAUCUUUAAGGGGCUAGUAUUUGGAUUUGAUCAGCUAAUAAGCAUGACCCUUCUGGUUUACUCUAACGAGGUAAACGAAGGUUUGCAUUGGAUACGGCAGGUGGAAUCGACUAGUGCAUCCUGUUUCAAUUCUAUUCAAAUUACAACAAAUUUGCCUCUCGUUUCAGACGGCGAUGUGUUUGUUAUCCAUACGAAUUUAAAAAACCCCAACAUUUUCGAAUGGCAUGAUAUUAAUACAGCAGAAUGUUUUGAUUCCUUAUAUUUACUUUUGAAAGUCGCUUCGAAUUUAGUAAUGCCGGAGAAAAGUAAAGAACAAUUAGAACAAGAGGAAAAUGAAAAACGAAAGUACUUUAGGAAGCACAGAAAGAAACUACAUAAAAGAAAACCAAUUUUUAUGUGUGAUGGUUUGGUAGCUAUGGAUAUUGUCUAUACUUUUUCGACUAACAUUCCUUCUGAUUCAUUUUUUUGCCCUACUCCGGUUCCGGCUAUUGCUACUUCAAUUUUAGGAGAUCAUCUGAAGGUGUUAUGUAGUGAAAUCAAUAGGAUACACAUGUUCGGGGCUAAUGACAAAAUGUUCCAUAUUGAAUAUGAAAGGCCUUUAGUUAUAAAAGACAUACGACCUGUACAUACGGUGGAAGAUAAUAAUGAAUUGCCUGCAAAGUCAAAUGUUUGCGAAUGGGACUUAUUUGGAUCGCAGCGUUGGAAGGAAUUAAAUUUGGAUUAUACAUCGUUCAACGCUUCAUGGAUGAAGAAAGAGUUUAUUGAUAAGGUGAGAGUAAUCUCUUCGAGCAAUCUACACGGACCGUUGUUCAAUUCUGCGAGGAUGACCAAAGCUCUGAAGGCGAUUUGGUAUACGCGUAACCAUCCGGAGAGAAUACCGAAUUUCCGAGCAGUUGGCGCCAUUAGUGAUGGUUCUUUGGGGACCACGAAAGGACUUCCAUACAUUUUUCCACUGAAUUUCUAUGGAGAUACUUGGAAAGUUAACACGUAUUUCGCUGAUGAUUAUUACGUGAAGGCAGAAAUUAAUAAAUACAAUAAGGUUGUACAGGAGCAACAUAAAAGGAUAUAUUCUAAGUGA